GGUUUCCCAUCAUUGUUUAGGAGUGUUGUAUAUAUUGCAUUACAGAGUUUGGUCAGCCCUGUCACAUGUGCUCUUUGGUAGUGCCAAGAAUUUUUCCACACGCCAGCAACCAAUCACUCUUCUUGUCAGGAGAAGACUCCUGGGGAUAUUGCGAAACAAAAGACUUUGGGACUGGAUUGUGGGCAAUACCGGAGUCUGGCACUGUCCUUGGUUGAUGCUCUGGGCCUGGUGUAUAUCCCUAGCCUACCUGAGCUCUCGACUGUCAGCAUCUGACCAUGUUAAGCUGCCUCUUCCUUCUGAGGGCGCUUCUUGCUCUUGGGUCCCUGGCGUCCUGGGUAACUGCAGGAGAACACGUGAAAGAGGGAGAGUGCCCUCCUGAUACGAGCGCGUGCAGAGAGCUGUGCCAGGGCGACGCAUCAUGCCCGGCUGGGCAGAAGUGCUGCAGUAUAGGCUGUGGGCGGGUCUGCCGAGCCGACGUUCCUGAGGGGAGAAAAGAUUGUCCCAGGGCUGUUCGGAAACAAUUCUGUUCGAAAAGCUGUACCACUGACGCCAUGUGUCCAGGUGUAAAGAAAUGCUGCACGUUCGGCUGCCAUAGGAGCUGCGUAAUCCCGGUUCCCAGACAGAAGCUGGAGCCUGGUGGUGAAUGUCCUGCUGACCCUCUUCCAUGUGAGGAGCUAUGUGAUGGGGAUGCAUCCUGUCCCCCAGGACAUAAAUGCUGCUCCACCGGCUGUGGCCACAUCUGCCGUGGAGACAUUGAGGGAGGGCGGGAUGGCAGCUGCCCAGAUGUUCUGGUGGGCCUGUGCAUUGUCAGCUGCGUGAUGGAUGAGAACUGUCAAGCCAGAGAGAAGUGCUGCAAGUCAGGCUGUGGCCGCUUCUGUGUCCCGCCGAUCCUGCAACGGAAACUGACCAUGAGCCCCAACUUGACUGGCAGGUCCAAUACAGAUUUAGAUAAUCUGCGGCCCUAGCUGUCCUGGUUUGUCUGAAGCUUCUCUGGUGACUACGGGAGGCUUCUCCUAGCAGACAGGAGAGGGUGACAUCCUGGGGCUUGCGAUGCUUCCAGGGAUACCCAUAGCCCUUCCUACUUUGCUUCUCUUCUGACUACUGACCGGAGCUCAGGCAGCCUAGGCCUGGGACUGGACACGGGUGUGGUGCUUCUCUUCCCCAGUAAAGGCUGGUGCUGA
Molecule: messenger RNA, 1181 nt
Organism: Tupaia belangeri chinensis (Chinese tree shrew)
Lineage: Eukaryota; Metazoa; Chordata; Mammalia; Scandentia; Tupaiidae
Gene: WFDC3
Product: WAP four-disulfide core domain 3
Exons: 6
Coding region: 276-965 (229 amino acids)
Biological process (GO): innate immune response; antibacterial humoral response
Cellular component (GO): extracellular region
Molecular function (GO): serine-type endopeptidase inhibitor activity
Source: RefSeq, a predicted model, not a curated record